CUUUUCGUCCUGUACUCUUGUGAUUGAUGCGCCCCUACAGCUUUUUAAGCCUCUAACAAACACACGGCCCAGUAAAACCGCCUUGGUCUUAUGCAUAUGAGUAUUUACAUGUAUCUGACGGAGACACGGGCCUGUGUUGCAUUUUGUCAAUGGCCACAGCGACGGUGAAUGUCACUUCGGAAGGACCGUCUAUAAGUUAACGGUAGUUGGUUGUGGAGACCCUUGGGAGUAUUCUAGUGAUAGUUUGUGUAGAGACUAGCCGAGGUGUACUGAAGUCUAUCAGCGGUGGACCCACCCUCUCUCAUUCACAGUGAACAAGCCCAGUGGAUACACAGCGCCUCGGACACUCUCAACCCUGACCGCCUAAAUCAGCGGUCGUGGACAGACUUUCGCAGGAUAGAUGGACUCACUAAAUGAUUCCCUCUGUUUGGACGAACUAGUUGCCGGCUGCGAACCAACAGGACAGAAUAGUGGAAUGACCAUGCAUCAUUUAACGGAAAGUUCCGGAGGUACUGGCAGUGGAGUGACCAGUGAGUUACCACUGUCCGGUUCUGGACAAUGUUCAAGUCAUGCUUCAAUCAGUACUGUCACUUCGACUGACGCUUCUUCUGAGAAAUCAGAUUCCAACGAUGCAAGUAAGCCCAAAGUCGAGGACAGUUCGGAGGAGAGCGCAAAGAAAAAACGACAACGUCGGCAACGGACCCAUUUCACUAGUCAGCAACUGCAGGAACUCGAGGCAACGUUUGCCCGAAACAGAUACCCAGACAUGGCGACGAGGGAGGAAAUCGCAGCAUGGACAAAUCUAACUGAAGCCCGAGUUAGGGUUUGGUUUAAGAACCGAAGAGCCAAAUGGAGGAAGCGUGAACGCAAUAUGGACACUUUCAAGAACGGGUUCGGAACACAGUUCACAGGACUGAUGCAGCCGCCGUUUGAUGAUGGGUUGUAUACUGGGUAUUCAUAUAACAACUGGGCCACGAAGGUCCCCUCGCCCCUGGGGUCAAAGACGUUUCCCUGGGGGUUGAACAUGAACAUGAACAGUCCCGUGAACCCACACUUGUCUUCCGUCGUUUCUACUCAACCGUUGGGCUUCACGUCGUCGCCAAACAACAUCAACAGUAUAAACUCAUCAAUGGUGGCCGGUGUGUCGAGCGUUCCUGGAAACAUGAACUCACCCUCAACACCCUGCCCCUACGCACCGCCAGCCCCACCCUACUAUAUCAACAGGGACCAGUGCUCGAAUAGUAUUGCCGCUCUGCGACUCAAGGCCAAGCAACAUGCGACGUUUCCUUACGGUCCCAUGGCCACCCGACAACCAACGUUGUCCGCAUGCCAGUACGCCACGGUGGGCAAUGGGGGUAGCGUCUGAAGAUGGGCCCUAGACUAGCUGGGUUACAUUUGAUGAGAACUGAGAGUCUGUGUUCUCAUGGACCUUACUGCCAAAAGCGACGAAUCGUUUGAAAGCUGAGGGCAGCAGCGGAUCCCGUGGCACAAGUAUUUGAAAUACGUGCCAGGGCGAGGUGAAAUUCACAAAUCAGGGAUUAUGUGGUGAGGCGUGGACCUCGUGGCAAGACUUGUAUGUAUAUGUGUUUGUGUGAGUGUUUCUGUAAUUUGAUAUAUCGUGAGUUCAUCCGUCAUGUUCUUCUCCACGACGUCCAAAAACCGAUCCCGCCUGAGUCGGGGGUUGGUACCGACAGCCAACGCUGUCUGGACCCACGUCAACCGACGGAAAACGGACAAAUGACGGCAAUGACGGCCAACGUAUUGUAUGCAGUGCUAGAAGGCUCAGAACCGGACAUCUGACCACUGAACAGUGUCAGGCCAGUGGCAGGGCCAGAAUAUAUUGCCAGUGCAACGCUGCACUAUGCAUAAGAAGGAAAAUGACAUUUACUUUCCUUGUAAACGUUGACUUUGAUGUGCUACUCCUGCCUAGCAGAGCGUGGGAACGUAUGGGGGCAUACGGGCCGUGUCGCCAUGUCGGACAAGCCUAUGGUAGCCUCUCACUGAAUCAUGACGUCCUUCCGUGAAUAGCAGCAACUUCUAAACGACCUUCUAUAUAUACCUGGUUUCAGUAGCUCCCGUAAUAGUUUGGACAUAUAUUGUAUUUUCUGUAGAGCCACGGCGUGCCAAAUCUGUAGUACAACUCCUCUUAGGUUUCUUUAGUCUCUGACACAUGUCUACUCAGACACAGCUCCCUAAGUAUCGAAGUCGAGAUUAAAGCACGAAUCAAACAUGAUUGAAAUCGCCAUUUCUGUUAUCGAUGACAUAUCGUUGCACAUAUCAGUCAUAUUGUUUCAUUGUUUCAAGGGUAACAGUAACACGAAUCUCAUGAAAUGUACAACUACGUCCGUAGAUGUCCUUGUAAUUUUCAGUUAUGCGCAAUGAAAUCAGACAGGGUCAACAUUACCUCCAGCUAAUCACUAGCCCUUAGGUCACGUGGCAGGCAAAUCAAGGCCUUCUGCAAGCGUUCAUGGGGAUAAUCGAUUAACGAAUUAGCCAUUCAAUAUAUUGAUUUGACCAUUAUAUAGAGGAGUAAAGUAAAGCGGACCCAGAGUCCGCGGUGGUCAGUAAGAGUGCUAUGUGAAGGUCAUUGUCCAUUUUUAUCAUGAAUAAUUACAACAAUGAUGUUUUUAUGUGUACAGUACGAAGUCCGAAAUACAAAAAUAUCAGUAUGAAUAAAGUAGAUGACUGUUUCUUAGAAAGAAAUGUUGAAUAAAUUAUGAUUAUAACCUA
This is a messenger RNA of Haliotis rubra (blacklip abalone), 2730 nucleotides long. Its product is annotated as pituitary homeobox x-like. Gene Ontology annotation, biological process: anatomical structure morphogenesis; regulation of transcription by RNA polymerase II. The transcript is spliced from 3 exons. NCBI's taxonomy places the organism in Eukaryota, Metazoa, Mollusca, Gastropoda, Lepetellida, Haliotidae. Gene Ontology annotation, molecular function: RNA polymerase II cis-regulatory region sequence-specific DNA binding; DNA-binding transcription factor activity, RNA polymerase II-specific. The record is from RefSeq and is a predicted model, not a curated record. The coding region runs from base 401 to 1366 and encodes 321 amino acids. Gene Ontology annotation, cellular component: nucleus.